AAAACCUAUCGAUAGCUACCGAUGACAGCCGUGUACCAUCACCACCCAAUCAGCUGUUACACCUGCUUUUCGCCGCCUGCUAGUUUGUAAAUAUCUGGAGUAAAUGCUAAAAUUUACCUGAAAGACGCCUUUUAAAUAAUACGAUUGGAACACUGAGAGCCAGUACGGUGUUGCGUAAUUUAAGCGACACGUUUUUUGAGACCCCAAAUUGAGCUGUACACAUAGAGUGCCGGAGAUUUACGUACGAAAAGCAGGGAGCACAAGAAACCGACGCCAUGGCCAAGUAUAUCGCCCAGAUUAUCGUGUUGGGCGCCCAGGCAGUGGGAAGAGCCUUCACCAAGGCGCUGCGCCAGGAGAUCGCCGCAUCCCAAGAAGCGGCACGACGAGCUGGUGGCGGCAAGCAGGGCGACAAGAGCGCCGAGUCCAACCUGCGCACAGGCAUGACGCUGGAGGAAGCCAAGCAGAUCCUGAAUAUAGAUGACCCCAAGAACGUUGACGCCAUAAUCAAGAACUACGAGCAUCUGUUUCAAGUGAACGAACGCUCCAAAGGCGGCUCCUUCUAUAUCCAGUCAAAGGUUUUCCGGGCGAAAGAGCGGCUGGACCGUGAGAUUAAGGCCCAGGAGCAGCCGAGGUCGUCGAAGACGGAAGCAGCGCAAGAGGCGGAGGAGGAGUCCCAAAGCAGAGCGCGGCAGCGGCGCUGAGUAUCAUUGUUGCCUCCAAUCGAACUAUUUAGCUGAUAAUUGAUUUAAAAACUACGUGUUAAGUACAAAAACUAAAGUCUGUUGAUGUAAAUAGAGAUUUACAAACAAGAAGUCAGCUGUAAUCACUUUGUUAGCUAAAGCCCAGUGUACCGGGCAUAAACAUGUAAUCGAAUUCUUUUAGAUUAACACGGACUUGCUCAGAUGGUUAGGUAUAAAUAUUUUACCCUUAAAUAAAAGCUAACUAAAAUUCGAUAAA
Messenger RNA from Drosophila yakuba, 957 nucleotides. RefSeq names its product mitochondrial import inner membrane translocase subunit Tim16 (gene blp). The record is from RefSeq and is a predicted model, not a curated record. The coding region runs from base 276 to 701 and encodes 141 amino acids. Gene Ontology annotation, biological process: protein import into mitochondrial matrix. NCBI's taxonomy places the organism in Eukaryota, Metazoa, Arthropoda, Insecta, Diptera, Drosophilidae. The transcript has 3 exons. Gene Ontology annotation, cellular component: TIM23 mitochondrial import inner membrane translocase complex.